Ruditapes philippinarum (Manila clam) is the source of this 885-nucleotide messenger RNA. Its product is annotated as macrophage mannose receptor 1-like. The record is from RefSeq and is a predicted model, not a curated record. Bases 134 to 754 code for a protein of 206 amino acids. NCBI's taxonomy places the organism in Eukaryota, Metazoa, Mollusca, Bivalvia, Venerida, Veneridae. The transcript is spliced from 6 exons.
AUGCUCAUGCAGUGGAUGACAUAAACAUCUUACGCCUCUUAAGAUAUAGGGAAAAACUACAGUCUGCAUUGAGUGUUGAAAUUCAUUUGAAAUCGCGUGAGUCUGCCGAAAACGCAUACACACUUAAAAGAAAAUGAAGAUAAUUUUUGUACGCGCGCUUAUAGUCUGUGGAUGUGUCACAUCUGUUAAAGCAAACGAUGUUUGCCUUAACGAGACAGAAUAUGAUUUUUACAUGUUAGGGAACCUUGUUAAAGAUGUUGAGAAAAGGAUACAAUCUUUGAGAGAGAACGUCAAAGAAGUGAUAAAAACGAGAUGCCCUGACAGCUCAUGCGGUGAUGAAUGGGUUUCCUUCAACAAUUCUUGUUACUUUUUUGAGAAUAUUAAAUCAGCAACUUUUGAAGAAGCAAGGGCAAGUAUCAUAACUCAAUACUGCAAACAAAAGGCUGCUAACCUUUUGUACGUAGAAGACGACACAGAAAACUCCUUCAUCGUUAAAAUGCUCGGUCGUUUUAAAUCAAACAACAACUGGUUGAAUGGACUAACCGACCAAAGUACAGAAGGAAAUUGGAAAUGGAUAGACACAAAUGUUCCGGCAAGAUUUAUUAAAUGGGCACCCAAUGAGCCACAAGGGCGCACAAGAGAAAAUUGCGUUGCGUAUAUUGGUACUAAUUACUAUCGGUGGCAUGACAUAACUUGUUCAAGCAAGUGUCCAUUUAUUUGCAAAAAAAGAAAAAUCUCUUUGAAUGUUGAAUGAGUCUGCAAACAUUGACGCCAGCUAUUCAUAAAUAUUACAUACAAAUGUACUUUAAAUAGCUAGGAAUGUAAACGUCUAUGUAAUGCUUUUGUAUGCUUGUUUUUAUAUACAUAAUAAAAUUAGCUGCUGAA